Messenger RNA from Aedes albopictus (Asian tiger mosquito), 1464 nucleotides. RefSeq names its product neuronal acetylcholine receptor subunit alpha-2-like. Gene Ontology annotation, cellular component: plasma membrane; neuron projection; synapse. NCBI's taxonomy places the organism in Eukaryota, Metazoa, Arthropoda, Insecta, Diptera, Culicidae. The transcript is spliced from 6 exons. Bases 78 to 1388 code for a protein of 436 amino acids. Gene Ontology annotation, biological process: signal transduction; regulation of membrane potential; monoatomic ion transmembrane transport. The record is from RefSeq and is a predicted model, not a curated record. Gene Ontology annotation, molecular function: transmitter-gated monoatomic ion channel activity involved in regulation of postsynaptic membrane potential; excitatory extracellular ligand-gated monoatomic ion channel activity; transmembrane signaling receptor activity.
UGAUUUCAGUUUAGCUCUUCAUACCAGGUUCCAGAUUGCUAUGAAAUAGUGAUUUCCCAGAUAUUUGUGCUUAAAAAAUGAAAUUGUUAAUUGUGUUAUUCGUGAUUCAAAACAUCGAUAAAAUAGUUGCUCUCAUAAACUGUGCACUCGAACCGAGUGCUCCGGAUGCAAUCCUGAGGAAGAAAUUGCUGUGUGGGCAGUAUGAUAGUUCCGAACGACCAGUUAAAAAAUUCACUGACCCCGUCGUCGUCAGUAUGCAUAUGGUGUUGCAGAAUUUUGACAUUGAAGACGAUCGCCAAAAGCUAUUCAUCAACGUUUGGAUUCGCUUGUCAUGGCAGGAUCAGUUUCUGGUUUGGGACCCAAGAGAGCACACCGGUAUAAAGGACCUCAUGGUUGACUCCAAAGACAUUUGGCUGCCGGAUAUGAUGCCUUAUUCAGCUUAUUACAGCAACAAUCUGGAUGCGACCUGUACAUCGCCCAAGUGUAGCGUACUCUUCAACGGUGAGGUGCGGUGUAUUCCCGCCUGCGACUACCACUCGCUGUGCUACACAGAUUUCACAAAUUGGCCGUUCGAUCGGAUGAAUUGCACGAUUCGAUUUGGAAUGUGGGCUGAGUACGCCAACGAGGUGGAUUUCACAGCCGAUGGAAUGUCGUUUAUUUCGAAUCAAACCAACAGUCACAACCAGUGGAUCAUAACGGCGACCAAUGUAUCAAAGCAUACGGAUCCAAGUGAUAUCAAUGGAACUACAAUAUAUCCUUCGGUGGUUUACAACUUUAUCCUGGAGCGGCACUCGGGGGUGCAUUGUGCGAUAAUUCUGACGCCUGCUUUUGUUAUGAUAUCCCUUAAUCUCGUAUCAUUAUGGAUCAACUGUUGUUUCGUCGAAAGAUUGAUUAUGCUUUCUGUAAGCGUCUUCAUCCAUUUCCUGUUCAUAGUGAACAUGUACUGGCAGGUUCCUUACAGCGGAUCUACGGUUCCAGUUUUUAUGAUUUUCUUCCGUGAUUCCUUAAUCAUCACCGCAAGUUUGUUGAUUUCGACGGUUUUCAUCAAACAUCUGUACCUAAGCGCAAAGCCGAUCCCAGCUGUUUUAGGCAGUACAGUGACGGUAUUGACAGGGAACUCACUUGGUAAAUGGUUUUUCAAUCUGGAAACCACGGCGGAUCCGGAAGAUGAGACAAUGGAGGAAAAUAGACCUAAUGAGGAAUCACCAAAUGAGACAACGAGAGACACGGCCAUUCUGGUCGGAGAACAGCCUACGGAAAGUGUGGAGAAACCUUCCAAAUUGGACGAUAAAACGAGAGUUUUUGCAAAGGUACUCGAUAGAUUGUUAUUUAUAGUUGGUUUUGUAUCUUACACGUUGAUGAUCAUUACACUUAUUCCUAGAAACUAAUACCUGUAUAAAUUCAUAAUUAAGCAUUUAUUGCUGAAAAUGCUAUUAAAUCACAAUUGCCGAUAACACCUUCGAU